This is a messenger RNA of Drosophila santomea, 1706 nucleotides long. RefSeq lists its product as uncharacterized. The record is from RefSeq and is a predicted model, not a curated record. The transcript is spliced from 2 exons. The coding region runs from base 609 to 1697 and encodes 362 amino acids. Lineage: Eukaryota; Metazoa; Arthropoda; Insecta; Diptera; Drosophilidae.
AGUAGGAGCUGCUAGAAAAUGCACCCAUUAAUACACCCAUAUGCUUAUAAAGAUCGUAAAAUCUUGAUAAGGAGAAGACCCCAUAAGCACAAAUUCGUCAAGAGAAAGCAUUUCGCAAGCCGUCAACUCAUUCCAGACAGUUUAGCAUAAAUUUCGAAUUCAGAACCCACCAGCAAACGAGUUUUUUAGUCCCAGCCAACCACUGAAUGGGAUAUUAAUUGUGUAAUCUAUAAAAAUCCAUUUACAUAUGUAUGGGCGAGAUUGGCAGCUGCCAACGAGCCCCGCGGGAGAUAUGAAGAUGGUCUCCGAAUUGGGUUAGUUGGUUUAGUGUCGGAAUGAGUUAGUGUCAUCAACAUAGCCACCUUUGGAAGUGAUCUGGGGCUUGGGACAAUGCCAUUACAAAUCAAUUUGGCUAAGACUCUGGCCAACCGUUCUGUGAACACAUAAAAACUAAUCUAACGAGCUGGUCAAAAAGACAAAAGCAGGGCCAUCGAGCUGUUGACCACUGAUUUCGCGAAUCGGAUGAGUUUCAGUUUCCCUUCGAUUGGGAACGGUAACGGACGCAUUCCAAAUAUAUUGUUAGUCCGAGGAACAUAUAGUGUUCAGCAAUGCAGUGGCAAUUGUUUACUGUCCUAGUGCUUUUUGUAGCAUGGAGUUAUCCUUCGCACGGAAUAAGGAAAUCCGCGCUCGAAAUUGAGCGACGCUUGCCGCAAAAGCAGGCAAAGAUUGGCUCUAGAAACUAUCCCAUCGAAUAUGUCCUGUUGCCGAGUGCUCGAGGUGGAUACAGAAGGCGCUAUAUUCAUAGUCUGGCUAAAGCAGCUCCUACAACAACUGAACGUCCUUUGGUUCGUGUUUGGAAUAGUUUUGUCCGCAGUGUUCAGCCCGCGUUCAGUUUCCGUAACCUGACGAAUCCGCUGGCCAACUUCUUUAACGAUGGCAGUGCGAACAUCAUCGAGACGUCGCCGGUUUAUCUACAGUCCUACGAUGAUAACCAGGAGAUGCAGCUUGAGGAACCAGUUCAAGUGGCCCCCCAGUCUUCCAAGAAACCCAAGCGGAAGCGCCGCAAGCAACAAAAACGCCGACCAGUCUACGACUCGGGGGAGAACGAUGAUGCCUACAGCCCUUACGAUCCCUACUUCGCGCCACCUUCUCCGCCACAGUCCGCCGAGCCAAUGUUCUUUUACGAUACCAAUUCAGGUAGCUACUACGGAGUACAGCGCUUUAGUCCGCAGGAUUUCCAAACUAAUUUCUACGGCAACUUUAAUAUCCCGCCAAGGGAGGCAGAGGAGGUGGAUAGCGAACCUGAGCAAGAGGCGCCCGUAGUGAGAAGACUCGGAACCAGAAAAGUGACUCUACUGCGACCACUGCCUGUAUUGUCGGCCAAGGGCCAAUCAUCAACGAAGCUAGUAGAAAUCCGCAAACCGGAGCCUUCCGAUGAUAAUGAAGAAACCGCUGAGGAAACAGACAGCAGCGCACUGAGCGAUGCACCGAUUAGCGAUGACGACGAUGGUGAUAUCGAAGCCCAAUCAGCGCUCUCCGAAAGCAUGCGCAAUACUCUCGGCACGUACAUGCGCGACGAUAGCCACACCCGACAGCGCCAGAGGCUUGCUAGCGAUGCAGCGCCAGUCGCAGUUUCCGACGCCAAAGUUUCGCCACGCCAUCAUCAACGACACCUGACACUGCUGGGCGACUGGUAAUACAUGUUA